Molecule: messenger RNA, 5929 nt
Organism: Caenorhabditis angaria
Lineage: Eukaryota; Metazoa; Nematoda; Chromadorea; Rhabditida; Rhabditidae
Source: the annotation of a GenBank genome assembly
AUGACUGAAGAAGAAGAUCCAUACGCACUUUCCUCAUCGGAAUCAGAAGAUGAUGGUCCAAAAAGACCGAUUAAAAUUGAGGGAAGAAGUGGAGAUUUGAAACAACUUGUGAGUUUUUGGAACUUUUUUUUUUGAAAUUUUGAAAUUUAGUAUGAGCACAGGUCCAAAUUUUGAAUUUGAAAUAAAUUUGAAAAAAUAUUUUAAUUUUAGAGAGAAGCUUUGUCUGAAACGGUUGGUUUUUAUAAUUUUUCCCUGAAUCCACUUCUAUACUAACAGAAAAUCCUUCAAACAUCAAAUUUACCUAAUUUUUUGGAAUCUAAUCCUCAAUUUUCUAAGAUUCCAAAAAAGUUCCCAUCUCAAUCUCCAAACUCCAAAUCAUUCUUUCAAAAAAUGUCUUCAGAAAUCUGCACUUUUCGAAAACCGUGGUCCCGUAAAAGAUGAAGCUCGCGAAGAAGAAUUAGCCGCCUUAAAACAAUCAAAAGAAUUGAAUAAAAUGAAAAAGGAUUUUGAAGCUGGAACUGUUCAUAACAUCGAGAACGAAGAAGAUGAAGCUGCAAAAAUCGCGAGACUUGAAGAACGUCAAAAAUUGACUGAAAUUGGAAAAGAGAAAUAUUCAAAGUUCAAGACGAAAUUUGAAAAUAUCGAAGAUGAUUUGGAAAAUCGAUUGAAACAAAUCAAACGGGAAGAGAUUGGAGGGCUUGGAAAAGAAACAUUGGCAUCGGCGAAGGAACGGUGAGUCAUAUUUUGAACAAUUUUCGAAAACAAAUCCAACAUUUUAUCAUUUUUCAUUUUUUUAAAACCAUUUUUCAUGUGAAAGUGAAAAUGUUGGUUUCAAAGAUGGUUUUCCUGUAAGAAAAUAUGAACCAUAUUUCUAAUUACCCCCCGAAAAAAAUGUUCCAGAUUCGAGAAAGGCGAAAGCGACAUAAUCGUCGAAAAAACUCAAGUAGACAUUGAGAGAAGCGCGGAUUUGUCGAAGAUGAAGGCGGCGUUCCAAGAGAAACCGGCCGAGGAGAAGAAGAACUGUUGUAUUUGUGACAAAGUUGUGUAUCCGGUUGAAAAGGUGGUGGCGAAUAAGAAUUUGUAUCAUAUCAACUGUUUCAAGUGUUGUAAAUGUGCCAAGAAAUUGACGUGAGUUAGAAGGGUUUUGAAAAAAAUCCUGAUUUUUCGGAAUCUCCAAAUGUUUGGAAAUUUUGCCACGUGGCAUUUUUUCAAAUUUCGAAACUUCUUGCUAGACUCUCUAGACGGUGAUUCUGUCAAUGUGGAUCUAUAGGCUGCGCUACUUGCCAGCUAGAAUUUCAAGGCUCGGUUCCUUGACAAUAAGACCCGCUCUAGGCGCGACUACUUCAGAGCUAGAGUCUCUAGACGGUGAUUCUUGUCAAUGUGGAUCUAUAGGCUACGCUACUUGCCAGCUAGCAUUUCAAGGCUCGGUUCCUUGACAAUAAGACCCACUCUAGGCGCGGCUACUUGAGAACUAGGGUUUCUAGGAGCGGCUUCUUGUCAAAGUGAAUAUCUAGUUCCAUUCAGAACAAGCUAAGGUUCAGAAUUAGCCUUGGAUUAAAAAAAAAUAAACAAAUUCCCCGCUCAGAGCUCAAAAUUAACCUGAAAAAUCAUCCUGAAUUUUUCAGACCAACUAACUUCAACUCCCACGAGGGAAAACUUCUCUGCAAAGUUCACAUGCUCGAAGUUUUCCAUCCAGAAUUGGCAAAAACCAUGGAUCCAGCUAAUACAGAAGGUAAGCAAUCAAAAUUCCAAAAAUAGUUAGUUUUCACAUAGCGCAGGUAUUCAAAACAUAACAUAAGUGUUUAUUUAUUGAUAAUACAUAAAUCUGAAGUGUACGUACGUAGAUCAAACAAGUUUUGUUUUUCUAGAAGACGAACGAGGUGGUAAUGGUGGAUCAGAUGAAGAAGAAGAGUUCGCCGUGUCAAGCAAACCCAAACAACUUCAAGGUGUUGUGAAAUGUGAGUAGAAUUUCCUAACAAAAUUAGGUCAGAUAUUCCCGUUAUCUCAAUUAAUUUUGUUUUGCAAAAUCGCUAUUGUUGUUGUUGUUCCCUGUGGCAGAAAGAGAAAGUUUCAAAAAUUAAAAAAAAAAAAAUUUUGCAAAACACAAGACAUAGCAAAACUUUUUGUUUAUAAUAUAAGUAUGCUCAUUCAAAAGACUCAUCUUUUUAUUCUUCUUCCAACUUUCAUAUUAUUAUUCAUAUAAUAAUAAAUAAUAGUAUAAUAUAAUAACAAAUAUAUAUACAAAGAGUGAGGCUUUGUCGUCUGCGUCUCUCUCUUUCUCUCUCUCUCGCUCUCUGCGCGCGCACAGAUUUCGAACGAACCUCAGUUAGUUCACACCCCCAAACACCCUAUAUCAUCAUCAUUAUUAUUAUUCAUAUUCAUAUAAUACACUAAUAAAUAAUCUUCACCGGAAUGGUUUCAGCCGGCGGCGGAGGAACUGUUCACGAUGAGUUGGCAGCGAUUAAAUCGUUGAAGGACAAGAAGGGUGAUUUCGAGUCGUCGUGUCGCGAGGCAAACAAUGAAGCGAAAAAGACACAGGUUUGUUGUUUCACUCAAAGAAUUCUUGUUUUUGGGGCAACUUUUGCCGGAUUUCUUGUUAGCGAAACUUGAGCCAAAACACUAUUCAAUUCUUUAAAAUCUCCCAAACAAAUUCCUUAAAACCGGUUAGCUGCACGAAUUAAUGAAAAAGAUAAUGAUCUUGUGUUUUACAGAUCGACAAAGAUUUGUUGGCAGCCGGGAAAGUCAAGGCGAAUGCUGAAAGGUUGGUGGGGCGAAAAACAGAGGCAUCAGAGGAAAUCUGAAUUUUUUCAAAAUUUAUUUUUAAAAUCACACAGCUUUUUUGAAAAUUUGAAAAUUUUUCUGAAGGUUCCAGAUUUUAUGAAACGGAGAAUCUGGAAAGUUUUCGAAUUCUGAAAAUUUUGAAUUUCAGAUUUUAUAAUGCUAGACUUUGUUGAGAUUCUUGAGAAAGUUACUGUGGAUUUUUGGCGCCAUAAAAUUCCACGUGGCACGAUUUUUAAAAUUUUAAAUUUUCGCGCUAGCAUCUACAGUAAUUUAGCCUAGCCAAACUCAGUUUUAAAAUGAUCCAAAUUUUGUCGCUAAAAAUGCCACGUGGCAUGAUUUUUGAGUUUUCGGAUUUUGGCGCUAGCAUCUACUGUAAUUUAGCCUAAGGCAUAUUUGGUUUCAAAAUGAUCCAAUUUUUUUUGCUAAAAAAAACCACGUGGCACAAUUUUUAAAUUUUCAAAUUUCGGCCCAAAAUUCUACAGUACCUUUGUAUUUCAGGCAAAUUUUGUCUUAAAAUGAUCCAAAUUUUGGCGCCAUAAAAUUCCACGUGGCAUGAUUUUUGAGUUUUCGGAUUUUGGCGCGAAAAUUUACAGUAUCUUAGCCUAAUCAUAUUUAGUUUUGAAAUGAUCCAAAUUUUGGUUCCAAAAAUGCCACGUGGCAUAUUUUUUGAAUUUUCGAAUUUUGGCCCAAAAUUCUACAGUAAUCCUACUCAUAUUUCGCCCUAAAACGCGGUAAAACUUAGCAGAAAUAUUUUUUUUACAAAAUUAAUUAUUCAAAAUUUUUGGUUCCGGUUCCACCUGAUCCCUAAAAUUCUCAGACCAAGUUCAAAUAUUCUCCGAUAAAAUAAAUAUUUUUCUGAUAAACCCGUAAAUUAUCAACAUGCUUGAUUGUUGAUUUAUUUUUAGGCUUAAUAAACUAUUUAUCAGUAGUGCACACCCAAAUCAAAUCAAAAUUACGUCACACAAAAAAUGAAUCAAAAUUUCGAUGCCACAAAAGUUCAUUUCUUGGAAAAAUAUUUAAUUAUAGAUUUGUAUCUGGCGCGGCUCUCGAAGAAAACAGCGAUGAUGAAAGUGAAAGUGUAGAUCGUGAUCCAUCAAUUAUCAGAAACUCGAAGAAAACCAAGAAAGAUGAUUUGAAAUUCGAAAAUGUUGGAGAUAUCAAAAAUAAGUGGAAGGAGGGAAAUGUUGAGACUGCUGAGACAAAAGAAGCUGAAGAGAGAAAGGAACUUGAAGCUUUGAAGGUAUGUAGGGCUGGACUUUGGGAAUUGGGCCCAAAUCCAUAGGCUCAAACUUUUAAAAACUUUUUCUGGUAGAUCAAAAAUAUAUUUCUCUGCAUCUCAAGUCGGAAAAUGAUUUCUAUUCUAAUUUUUUUCGAAAUUUCAGGGUGGUGUUUCUGUGAAAGAUCGAUUCAAAGAGCGCAGCGAAACCGAAGAUCAAAAUGUUGUUGAAAGAAGUUGGAACAAGGAUGAACUCAACACAUCAGGUUUGUCUAUGUUCUCAUCAUUUUUGCAAUAUUGUAUUAUCAACGAUGAAAAAUGUGGAAGCUCGUAAAUAGAAAAUUAGCGCCGAUGAAAAAAAUAAUUCAAUGUUUCUGGAGCGUUGAAAGCGCUGCGUGAAAGCGUUGCGGUUGGAAAACAAAAAUAUUUUGAAUUUUCAUGGAAUUGAUCAAUGAAAAUUUUUGAUCUACUCUCCCAUGUGUCUAAAUCUCUCAAAACGACUCAAUAUUUCUUGAUCAAACUAAAAGCGUUGUCGUUCUUUUGAUUUGUCAUCCAACCGCAACGCUCUCACGCAGCGCUUUCAACGCCCCAGAAACAUUGAAUUAUUUUUUUCAUCGGCGCUAAUUUUCUAUUUACGAGCUUCCACAUUUUUCAUCGUUGAUAAUAUAUUGUCUGUGAACACACCAUGUCUCAAGCGUUUCCACCAUUCUUCUUUAUUUUUUUUUUCAAACUGACUUUCAUCCCGGUUAAGCUAUCCGCGCGCUUCUGACAUGUGUUCGCAGUCAAUAUAUCAACAAAUGUGGACCGAAGUUUUCAGCUGCCGCUGAAGCUCGAAAAUCGUUCAUGGCCGGAAGUGCCUAUGAAUCCGCGCAGCCUGUCGAAAAAACUGCGAAGGAUUUGGAGGAUUUGAAAUUCGGACAACUUAAAGGAUUCAAGGAAAGAUUUGAGAAUAUUGGAGAAAAUGAAGAGGUUCAGAAAACUGUUGUUGAUAUUGGAGAGAAUAAUAUUCAACUCGGAAAUAUUAAAGCUACUUUUGAAAAUGGAGAAAGUGUUGAAAUGACAGCUGAAGAAAGAGCAACUUUGAAAAAACAAGAAAUUGAAGCUGAAUUCCAAAGAUAUAAAUUGGCAAGAAAAGCGGCUGCUUUAAAAGAACAAGAUGAAAUUAAAGAGGAGGACAAUGUUGAACAGAGUAAGUAUUUUUCUAUCGAAUUACGAUAACUCUUAAGUAUAUUUUUUUUUUUUCAGAAAAGGGGCUUGAUGUUGAUAUUAAAAUGGCUGGAAAAGCUCGUGAGAAGUUCAUGCAAAUCGAUGCUUCUGGAGCUUCUCCAGUUGUCCCACAACCACUUUCCAAAAAAAGUGAGCCAAGUAAAUGGGAUAAGAAGGAUGAUAAACCGGCAGCUGAGAUUAUUAAUCGACGACAAACUCAGGAAGAUGAGGAGGUUGCUGAUGAUGAUUCAUUUGAUGUUAAGAAUUUGAUGAAUAAGUUCAAAAAUAUUGGAGAAAGUUCAACGAGUAAGGUUUCUCAAAGUGAACAUCGUGCUGAAUUAGAAGCUUUGAAAUCGGCUGCAAAAGAUUUCAAGGCGAAAUUCGAGCAAGCCGCGGAUUCCGACGCUGACGCGAAUGCAGAAGCUCGUCGUCUUCAAAUGGAAUCUGAAUUUGAAGCAUUGAAACGGGAAAGAGAAGAAGCUCAGAGAAUCUUGGAAGCUGAACGAUUGGCUGAAAUGGCAGAGAUUCAAGGAAGUGAGGCGAGAGAUGAAGAUGUUGCGAUUAAAGCGGAUCAUGCUUCAAAAAAUGGCUGCGAAAUGGGAGAAGAUUCAACAAAAAGAGGCGAAGAAAGCCGAAAAAGGAAAAAUGCCUGAAAAGAAAUCAGGAGCGGUGAGUUUUUUAAAAUUUAAUUAAUUAAUUAGAUGGUGGUGGUUACAGGGUCAAUAA